This is a messenger RNA of Xiphophorus hellerii (green swordtail), 2091 nucleotides long. Its product is annotated as charged multivesicular body protein 4b-like. The transcript has 5 exons. Bases 129 to 800 code for a protein of 223 amino acids. The record is from RefSeq and is a predicted model, not a curated record. Gene Ontology annotation, cellular component: multivesicular body; cytoplasmic side of plasma membrane; ESCRT III complex. Lineage: Eukaryota; Metazoa; Chordata; Actinopteri; Cyprinodontiformes; Poeciliidae. Gene Ontology annotation, biological process: vesicle budding from membrane; late endosome to vacuole transport via multivesicular body sorting pathway.
CAACACCAGCGGCAGUUAGGACGUCUAGGAGAUCCUCGUUAGCAUUUCACCGGUCCGCUCUCACAAAGUUCCGCUGGGUUGUGUGUGUUCACAGCCGAACCGGCGCAUUUUAAUCUGAAUCACACAAAAUGUCGCUGUUUGGUAAGAUAUUCGGCACCGGAGGAGGGACGGGAGGGAAGGGACCGACUCCCCAGGAGGCGAUCCAAAAACUCCGGGAAACGGAGGAGAUGUUGGCCAAAAAACAAGAGUUUCUAGAGAAGAAGAUCGACCAUGAGCUGCUGACGGCGAAGAAGAACGGCACGAAAAACAAACGAGCGGCUCUCCAGGCCCUGAAGAGGAAAAAGCGCUAUGAGAAGCAGCUGACCCAGAUUGACGGGACGUUGUCCACCAUCGAGUUCCAGCGGGAGGCGCUAGAGAACGCCAACACCAACACGGAGGUGCUGAAGAACAUGGGCUUCGCUGCCAAAGCCAUGAAGGCCGCACACGAGAACAUGGACAUCGACAAGGUGGACGACCUGAUGGCGGACAUCACGGAGCAGCAGGAGCUGGCGCAGGAGAUCUCUGAUGUCAUCUCCAGACCAGUGGGCUUCGGGGAAGAUUAUGACGAGGAUGAGCUGAUGGCGGAGCUGGAGGAGCUGGAGCAGGAGGAGCUGGAUAAAAACCUGCUGGAGAUCGAGGGAACAGAAGACGUGCCUCUGCCCAGCGUCCCGUCAACGUCGCUUCCCUCUCAGCCAGCCAAGAAGAAGGUGGAGGAAGACGAGGACAGCCUGGCCGACCUGGAGGCCUGGGCGGCCAACUGAGCAGGGGUUUCCCUAGCAGAGCAGCAGGGGCUGUUGGUUGCUGAUGCUGCUCUGCAUCCCAGCUUCUCUUCCUGCUGAGCGACCUCUGACCUCUGCUCCCUCUGAGUGAAACAAAAUGUACUCCAGGAGCCUGAGGCUACCCUGUGUUUGUGGAAAUGGUGUGUGUGUGUGUGUGUGUGUGUGUGUGUGGGCGUGUGCGCGUGCGUGCAGCAGCAGGACCAGGCUUGUUUUACAGCAAUGUGAAGCAUCAACUCAUGUACAGAAAGUGGCGCGGCAGGCAGCCAUCUUGCUGCUCUCCAUGCUCCUGUCAGUCUGCUGCGCUGCAGAUAUGAUGAACCCGUUUCUGCUGAAUGUCUUAGGAAUGUUGGAUUGGUACUGAACCGUGAUCCACAGAUUACUGAAGGAGCGUUUGCUCCUGUUGCACAGCUGGAGUUUAAGUUUCCAUGAAACCUUCGCUGCUUCGCUUCAGCCACACCUUCAAGUCUUAUUUUCCUUAAAGCAAUUUGGAAGAAAACAUGAAAAAUGUUGCUUCCUUUCAAGAGUUUAAAUAAUCUAAAAUUUCACACACAUCUCUGAAACAGACAUGUUGCAUUAACCAACUGCUUAAAUGUUCUCUGAAUGUGCAUUUAGCUCAGUGAUUUUAUCAAUAACCGGAAUGUCCUGCAGGAAGAACACGCAGCUUUCUGCUCUGAGCUGCUGCUCUUCUCGCCGAGUUAAUCUCCUGAUUGCUGAACAGUUUGGGAUUAAAUGAGACUGAGGUGAACUCCUGAAGGGAGGUUUUCUGUUUCAGCUGUAAAUUGAUAAGUUGAUGUUUGAUCUGUUUCUGAUUGGCCUGCUGCUCUGCUGAAUGAAACGUGCCUGACACCUCCUGCGCCUUGUGAUUUGCGGUUUCCUAACGACUGGAUUUAUGUGUAACUCUGCUCCAGCACUCACUGAUGGACCCGAUGGGUUCUGGUUCUGACUCCGUCUUCCUGCUGAAAUCACCAUGGAAACAAGCUUCUGCUCACUGCCGGGCUGCAGCCUCUCCUCCUGUUCGUCAGAUCUAACCUUUGAUAAAAGCGUUGCAGCUCUUUGUAUUUAUAAUAAGUAAAAAGCUCCAACAUAUGCUGGGAUUACUUUACCUCAGAUGUCGUCAUGCUCUUCCUGACUGCGCUGGUUCUGGACUUUAUCCAGCGCAAACAGUUUCACUGUUACUACAGCACAGGUAACCUGAAUAAAGUUUGGAUUCAAUGACUUGUAAGAAUUGCUGAUUCUCCAAAUAAAAUAAUUAGAUUUUUAUGCUUUUUCUCAA